AUGGCUAGUCAGUUCAUCGGUCUGCAUAUGCAGGUGGUCUUGCGCGAACCGCCAGGAUAUCAGCUUCACGGUACCGUUACAGCCGUCGAACCGGGCAUCAGCCUCAGCCUCAAAGAUGUCUUUAUAGUUGCGACCCAAAAGCAUCUUUCCGAGAUCAGCAUUAAUGCUCUCGACAUUAAAGACGUCUCCGAACUAUCCAAAGAGCAGAAACAGCAGCCACAGCAACCUCCACAGCCCGUAUACGAUCCUUCGAUCCCUACUCAGCUGUCAGGAUAUGCUACCCAGACGACCUCGCCAAGGAACUCAAACUUUGUUGACCCUGCCAUCCUGAGCAUGGGACGCCGACCAGGCUCUGGGCCUCCUCCGGCGAGUGUAGCCUCCAAGGUAUCCAUGCAGUCGGUCGACCCUGGCGUGCCAUACCCGGCUAUCCGAUCAGAUGAUCUAUCAAAGGGAGAUCUUGACCGCCUGUUCAAGAGCGUGAACAUUUCCAAGGCACAGGUUGCCGAGAAUAUGCCGACAACCCCCGAGGCGACACCGCAGAGGCGUAAGGCUCGAAACCGCAACUCUCGACAGCCGAAGAACCCCAGCCAGGAUGACGACGGCGCCGCGGCUGUUCCCGGUAGUCACGGCAAGGGCUGGCGACAGACGCCGAUACUGCAGAGCACAGCGUCCUUCCAGCCAUAUAAGGCUCUCAAGAAAAACGGCAAGGCCUCCAAAAAAGGCGCGCCCGACAAUGGCUGGGCUUCGGAGGAUGUCACGGAAGACAUGCCUGACUUCGACUUCGAGAAUAAUCUGGCCAAGUUUCCCAAGAGCACGCUGUUUGAUCAAAUGCGCAAGGAUGACGCUGUCAAGGAUUCCGAUCGACUAGUAUCACACAAUCGAAAGCCGAAGGCUGGUACGGCAGGCGGCAAGAACUUGCACUAUACAGAGAAUGUUCUGGACUUGCCUGCGAGUACCCACAAUGCCGACUACUGGAACAGCGAGGCUGAAGUCGGAGGCGUUAAUGACAAUGAAACGAUGAGCGGUCGGGAACAGAAAGGCGCGCACUCGAACAAGAGAACAGACAGCAAGUCCGGGCCGAGUCGUCGCUCGCAGUCGCGUAAGGCGAGUGCUGCUAUGGGCGGGCAACCACUUUCGCGAGUGAAUUCGAGCGUGCGGCAACCACUGCAAUCACGUCGAUCCAGCCCGCGAUCUGGGUACCGUAGCGCGGAGGUCCAGCCCAAAGUGCAGCAGCCCGGUCUCUACUUGGUCCCGUCGAACCGCCGGGUUGAGGCCAUCUCAACACUUCAGAUGCUCAACCUGGAAAACAUUGCGGCCAACGAGAUUGGCCUCUCGGAAAGCCUGAUGGCUGAAAAUGCGGGCCGUGGCAUAGCCGAGGUGGCUGUCGAGGCGCUGUCAGACCCUGCGCUCAAAGUCCGAUACAGAAUAGCCGGGACGGCAUUGUCGCAGACGACUGACACGUCGUUGCCAAACAAUUCUACGAUUGUCAUCUUGGCAGGGAAUCAUAAGUCAAGCAUCCGUGCGCUAGUCGCUGGUCGUCAUUUGCGUAAUAAGGGAUACGAUGUCAUGGUUUGCCUGGUGGGCAUCGAACGAGAGCGCGACCUGCUCGAGGACCUGCGUCUCCAGAUCCAGCUGUACCGCAACUUUGGCGGCAAAGUGCUCCAUAGAAAUGAUUUUUUCGAGCAGCUUCGCAAGUCGACACCGGCCGGUGCCGCCGGUGCCGCAAGCGGGGCUGGAGCCGGACGGGUGUCAGUCUCCCUGAUCAUUGAUGCUCUUCUCGGGCUGACCAUGUCGUUUGAGGAGCUACGCGGUGGCGAUCAAGCCACGGUUUACGAGCUGAUGGAGUGGGCUAAUCGCAACGAAGCUUUUGUUCUGUCCAUCGACGUACCAUCGGGUAUUGAUCCCAGCACCGGCAAGGUGGCCAUCAUUGACGGGUCGCAACUCUUUGUCAAGCCCAGAUACGUGGUGGCGGUGGGCGCACCGAAGCGCGGGCUUGUGGAAGCGGUGACGCCGCCAGACGACGACGAUCCGCUGGCCACGAGCGGGGGAGUGGCCCAAGACGAGGAGUGGCGACUGUACCUUGUGGACAUGGGCCUGGGGCACGCGGUCUGGCGCAAAGCUGGGACCAAGGUGCGCAAGGGUAUCGACUUUGAGGGCAAAUGGUUGCUGGAGAUGAAGUAUCGGGGUGUGGAAGAAGAGUCGGAUGAUUAUUGA
Molecule: messenger RNA, 2214 nt
Organism: Cordyceps fumosorosea ARSEF 2679
Lineage: Eukaryota; Fungi; Ascomycota; Sordariomycetes; Hypocreales; Cordycipitaceae
Product: YjeF-related protein
Exons: 2
Coding region: 1-2214 (737 amino acids)
Biological process (GO): P-body assembly; deadenylation-independent decapping of nuclear-transcribed mRNA
Cellular component (GO): P-body
Molecular function (GO): mRNA binding
Source: RefSeq, a predicted model, not a curated record